AUGGGCUGUGGCCCUAUCCUUGCUGUGCGGAAAGCGCUGGAGAAAGCUAAAUGGAAUAUCAACGAUGUCGGUUUGUUUGAGCUCAACGAAGCAUUUGCGGCGCAGUGUAUCGUCGUCACGAGCGAACUCGGUUGCGACAGCGCAAAGGUUAACGUACGAGGUGGUUCCAUUGCCAUAGGCCAUCCACUGGGAGCGUCUGGGGCGCGUGUGUUGUGUACUCUGAUCUAUGCGCUGAGACAGGAGAACAAGCGCCGAGGGGUGGCCGCACUAUGUGUGGGCGGUGGCAUGGGCAUAGCUAUGUGUGUCGAAAUGUCAGAAAUUAUUACUAACGAAACGGAACGUACUAUCAGGAGUGAUUGGCGAUACAUAGGGAUACCAUGA
This is a messenger RNA of Sphaeroforma arctica JP610, 381 nucleotides long. RefSeq lists its product as hypothetical. Gene Ontology annotation, biological process: fatty acid beta-oxidation; phenylacetate catabolic process. The record is from RefSeq and is a predicted model, not a curated record. The transcript has 2 exons. The coding region runs from base 1 to 381 and encodes 126 amino acids. Lineage: Eukaryota; Ichthyosporea; Ichthyophonida. Gene Ontology annotation, molecular function: acetyl-CoA C-acyltransferase activity.